Molecule: messenger RNA, 894 nt
Organism: Cotesia congregata
Lineage: Eukaryota; Metazoa; Arthropoda; Insecta; Hymenoptera; Braconidae
Source: the annotation of a GenBank genome assembly
AUGGAAUGUCUACCUUGCGUUAAAUUAUUACGUUCGUCGGAACGUAAACGAAAAUUGAGAGUUGACGACGAUUUGGAGACCGUUGAAGAACGCACAGAAAGAUGGAGGAGUAUUUAUGUUAUAUAUUUUACAAUGUUUUUAAUGUCUUUAGCGUUCAGUAUUGUUUUAACUGGAGUUUGGCCAUAUUUAGAUAAGUUAGAUCCUAGUGUACAUAAAGAAUUUAUCGGGUAUGUAGUAGCAGCAAAUCCAUUUGGGCAGAUGUUAUUCUCCCCAAUAAUUGGAUGGUGGGGGAACAAGCGCGGAUCUGUUCGACUUCCAUUAUUAUUAACAUUAGCACUAUUUGUAGUUGCAUCAGUUAUUUAUAGUACUCUUGAAAUAAUUCCUGCUGCAACAAAAUUAGCUGAAAGAACAAAAGCCGUGUCGAUGGUUUCACUAGCUCAGGUAUUAGGAUUCGUCGUAGGUCCAGGUCUUCAAGCAGCAGUGACUCCCUUAGGAGAUACAGGGUUUACUAUCUGGGGACUGCCUUUCAACAUGUACACAAUGUCCGGCUGGAUAAAUGUAUUCUUCGGAGUGCUUAAUUUCAUUUUUAUCCUGCCCUGGGUCUUCAAGGAACACAAAAUCGCUGCCCGUGAAGCUAUGAGAGAUCAAGGGAAAGCUUCUGAAAAAGAAGCAUGGAAAUCAAUAAAGCCAGAUUAUGUAGCAGCUUGGACGCUCAUUUGUGCUUUCAUUAUUUUAGUUUUCAAUUUUGUAUUACUAGAAACACUGGGUACUCCGUUGACCAUGGAUCAAUUUGCAUGGACUAAAAAGGAGUCUCUUUAUUAUAUGGGGAUAGUAAUGAGUGUCGGGGCUGUUAUAGCUUGUAUUGUUUUUGUUAUUAUUGAGCCCCUGUGCAAA